AUUCAUUGUUAAUUCACAUAUUAAUUAUUAAUUAAGUAUACAUUAACAAUUAAUGAAAUAUUUAUAAGACACUCAAAGUUUGGAAAACGAGACUACUUUAUGAUGAAUGUACUAUUUAAAAUUGGUUUCGUAUUAAGUGUUGUUAUAUUAUUAAUAACGGGGUAUGUAAUCGUUAUUUACCGAUCCGAUCAAGUUAAAGACUCUCAAAGUGUUUCAUAUUGCUAUGCCCAGGAUCCAUCUCCACCAAAACGAUUUUCCACGAAAACCGUAUAUGAUUUUGAUAAACAUAGAAAUACGAGGAAACCCACCUUACCUACAAAUUGCAAACCUGUUAAAUUAUGGACUGUAAUUCGUCAUGGAAUUCGAUUACAACAGACCGAUGAAGUGCAAUCACUUCAAAACGAUUUACCAAAAAUGCAACAAGAAAUUGUGGAAAAUUAUGAAAAAAAGACUUACAAAUCUGGUCUAUGUGAACAAGAUUUUAACAAUAUUAGAAAUUGGAAAUUGGAUUCGCUAGUAAGUGUUGACAAUUCUUUUAGAUUAUCUGAUUCUGGUGCUCAACAAAUGGCUGAGUUAGCUGAUCGUUUCCGACGGGAUUAUUCAAGUUUAUUUGAUUUCCCUUGUAGCGAUAAGAACUAUCUUGUGCAUUCAUUUCUCAACAUUGGUGUCACCAAAAGUCGUAACAUAUUUCUUGAUCGUAUAUUUAAUUACACUUGCAGUAAAAAUCUGAAGGAAAUUUCACUGGUCUAUGAUGAACGAUUCUCAUCUUCAAUGGAUUUUCCUGAAGCUGACCGUUUUACAGAAACUUUACUUGUACAAGAAAUGUUAUUGAAUAUUGGUGAAAAAUUAGGAUACAACGCAACGCGAUUAAAUUGGACAAGUGUAAAAUUGAUGUAUGAUAUGUGCAGAUACGAUAAUGCAUGGCAAUCAAAUAAAUUGUCACCAUGGUGUGCUGUAUUUACUGCUGAACAAAACAGAUUAUUUGAAUAUCAUGAAGAUUUAUCUUGUUAUUAUGAGUACGGAUAUGGUAAUCAGAAUUCAAAAUAUGUUGGCUGUCGAAUGAUAAAAUCGAUGAUUUAUUAUUUUAUGGAUAUUGCUAGUAGUGAAUUAAAUGAACCAAAAGCGAUAUUAAUAUUUACACAUCGUGGUGCUAUGGAAGCAUUAUUUGUAAUUUUAAAUGCGAAAAAGGAUCCAUAUGUGUUGAGAGGUGAUAAUUUCGAAUAUGCAACUAAUCGAAAAUGGAAAACAAGUGAUAAUAUUCCAUUUUCAGCUCAUGUAACUGUUACAUUUUAUUCGUGUGAUGAUAAUGGAAAAUAUGUACAAUUUAUUUUAAAUGAAGAACCAUUGGAAUUAGAUUUUCCAGGAUGCGUACAAGGAAUAUGCCCAUGGCAAUCAGUCCUCUUGGAGCUCAGACCAGCUCUAUUGUUUUGUAAAUAAAGUGGCAUUACAUCGUAUAAUUAUGUUAAUUUUGCAUCCAAAUAUGUAUACUUAGAAUAAUAAAUUAAUUUGCUAAAAAAUGUAUCAUUCUUCCGGUACAGAUUUUUGACCUCGAA
Molecule: messenger RNA, 1553 nt
Organism: Chrysoperla carnea
Lineage: Eukaryota; Metazoa; Arthropoda; Insecta; Neuroptera; Chrysopidae
Product: multiple inositol polyphosphate phosphatase 1-like
Exons: 8
Coding region: 100-1437 (445 amino acids)
Molecular function (GO): inositol phosphate phosphatase activity; acid phosphatase activity
Source: RefSeq, a predicted model, not a curated record